This is a messenger RNA of Salmo salar (Atlantic salmon), 3127 nucleotides long. RefSeq names its product metal transporter CNNM4. Gene Ontology annotation, molecular function: transmembrane transporter activity. Lineage: Eukaryota; Metazoa; Chordata; Actinopteri; Salmoniformes; Salmonidae. The record is from RefSeq and is a predicted model, not a curated record. Gene Ontology annotation, cellular component: plasma membrane. Gene Ontology annotation, biological process: magnesium ion homeostasis; transport.
GAUUCAAGCAGAGCCAGCGUAAAAACCGUGACCACGUGACCCAACCUCCGCCAAUGUCCCUCUGUAGUUUAUUCAGCAUGAUGGCUGCUGAUGCUGCGGUAGCUUCCUCCUCACCUCAUCGCAUCUCACCUCAUCCCUGCCGCCUGCUGUCGUUUCACCUCUUUACCUUUCUCAUCCUCCUCUUCUUUCUCCCAGCCCAGGCGAAGGGAUUGCUUGGCGUCCGCCCAGAGGACACUAAAGCCGGGGAUCUGUCAGUGCAGGACGGGCUGCUCCAGGCGACCGAGGGUACGCGGUUCAUGCUGCGGGUUUACUACGCAGCAUCCUCGGUUACACAGACAGCCAACAACCACUCUGGGAGUGGGAGACCAGAAGCUGACGCUGCCGCACCAUGGAUCGCAUUCAUAGAAGAACCAGGUGGAGAGCGAAAGCGAGGAGAGGGGGAGGGACUGAUCCCUUCCAAACGGAACCCGUGCGUGGACGAGCUCGCUCGGAGUUCUGACAUCGAGCUGCUGGGUUCCUUCAGGUCUGCGUCCAGCCACAACUCUGUUCUAGUGGAGCUGCUCGCCAAAGACCUGCGCAAAGAUGAGCGGAUCAAAUACUACUCCAUGUGCGCGUUUGACGGAGUGAAGUGGGAGCAUUUCAGCACCAGAGACUUCUGGCUAGCGGUGGUGGAGCGACCCCCGCAUGCGGAUGUGUGGCUCCAGUUGGGGGUGUCGGUGAUUUUAUUGGGACUCUCUGCGCUUUGCAGCGGGCUGAACAUCAGUAUGCUAGCCAUGGAUCCCGUCGAGCUCCGCGUUCUCCAAAACAGCGGCACCGAGAAGGAACAAAAAUACGCACACAAGAUCGAAUCCGUGCGUAAACAUGGCAACUACAUCCUAUGUACUGUGGUACUGGGAAACGUGCUGACCAACACCUGUUUCGUGGUGUGGAUGUGCCAGAUUAUAGGGAUGACUCCCACCUCCCUUGCUACCUGCACUUUCGGUAUAUUCUUCAUAGGAGAGAUCCUGCCUCACUCUGUGGCAUCCAGACACAGCCUCGCCAUCGCCUCCAAAACAGUCUGGGCCACCCGGCUUCUAAUGCUGGUCUCCUUCCCCAUCUCCUACCCCGUCUCCAAGCUCCUAGACAUCAUGCUUCACCAGGAGAUCAGUAACUUCUACACCAGAGAGAAACUGGUGGCCAUGCUGCGCGUCACAGACCCCUACCACGACCUGGUCAAAGAGGAACUAAACAUCAUCCAGGGCGCUCUGGAGUUACGCACCAAGACCGUAGAACAAGUUCACACCCCGCUGGCGGACUGUUAUAUGCUCUCCUCAGAUGCUGUUCUAGACUUCUGUACCAUGUCUGACAUCAUGCAGAGCGGGUUCACCCGGAUCCCGGUCUAUGAGAACGACAGGUCCAACAUCGUUGAUAUCCUCUUCGUCAAAGACCUGGCGUUCGUGGACCCGGAUGACUGCACCCCGCUGAAGACCAUCACCCAGUUCUACAAACACCCCAUGCACUGUGUGUUCAGAGACACCAAACUGGAUGUGAUGCUGGAGGAGUUCAAGAGAGGUAAAUCCCACCUGGCUAUAGUCCACAGGGUGAACAGUGAGGGGGAGGGGGACCCCUUUUAUGAGGUCCUGGGAAUUGUUACUUUGGAGGACGUUAUCGAAGAAAUCAUCAAGUCUGAGAUUGUGGACGAGACAGACCUCUACACUGAUAAAAGGACUAAGAGGCGUGUGUCUCAUCAUGAGAGGAAGCAACAUGACUUCUCUAUCUUUAAAAUGUCAGAGAAUGAGAUGAAGGUGAAGAUGUCUCCUCAACUGCUGCUAGCUACACACCGCUUCCUGGCCACAGAAGUGGAGCCCUUCAAGCCAUGUCAUCUCUCAGAGAAGAUUCUCCUUUGUCUGAUCAAACACCCCAGUGUCGUUCAGGAACUUAAGUUUGACAGGAAGAACAAAGGAGCACCACAGCACUUCCUGUAUAUGAGGAACAAACCUGUCGACUACUUUGUCCUGAUUUUACAGGGUAAAGUUGAGGUGGAGAUUGGUAAGGAGGCUCUUCGUUUUGAGAACGGCGCUUUCUCCUACUAUGGCAUGCCAGCCCUCAUACCACCACUACCUAUAGUCAACAGGUUUGGUUCUGGUAGCAGUGGGUUGAACCAGUCAGACUCUGUCCUAUCAGGAGGCAGUGUGGGUCAGCUGAGUAUAGGAGGGGGAGGAGUCUACCUACCUGACUUCUCUGUCAGACAACUCACUGACCUACAGAUUAUUAAGAUCUCGAGGAACCACUACCAGAAUGCACUAACAGCCAGUCUUAUGGACAGUGUACCCCAGACCCCCGAUCCUGAGGGGAGACCCACCAUCCCUGAGACCCGCUCCCACAGCAUCGCACUACCCCUGACACACACAUACACUCACCUGCGACCCGUCCUGGAACGGCACACGCACACAGAGGACAACACUGGACCACUCACCUCACAGCUCAAUGAGAGGAAUCGCAUUGUCCGCAGUAAGUCAGAUGGACAGAGGAGCCCCAGUGACUCAGUGUUUCUACGGAUGGAUGACAUUCCCUACAUCCGAGAAGACCGACCGGAAGACUGUCAGGAAGACCAACCAGAGGAGCCACCAGAGAGGAAACCGGAAGACCUCCCGGAAGAUCGAACAAAAGACCGUCCGGAAGACUGUCCAGAAGACCGUCUGACAGAUUGUCUGGAAGGCCAUCCGGGAAAAUGGCUGGUAGAAUAUCCAGAAGACCAGCUGGUAGAAAUUCCAGAAGACCAGCUGGAAGACCAGCUGGAAAGCCAAGAAGAGAAUGGUAACAAGAGGAGUUCUUGAUGGGAGAAGAGAGUGGAAGAAGGCAUGGAGCAGUCAUCGUCGACCACCUAGCACAAAGCCAGAGAGAAGAGACAACGGGGAAGAUCUAGCACUGAUAAAAAAAACUAUUCCCUUCCUCCCAGUCUUCUACCCACUGGAGUAGAAGUUUAGUUGGGAACACACUGUAGUAUUUAGACAUCCAGAUGCUCAAGCCCUUUCUCUGAACUGUCCACUCCCCAGACCCAACCCCCUAACCCUGUAUACCCUCUGUCCACUACCCAGACCCCUAACCCUGGAUACCCUCUGUCCACUACCCAGACCCCUAUCCCUGU